Chiloscyllium plagiosum (whitespotted bambooshark) is the source of this 1347-nucleotide messenger RNA. Its product is annotated as thyrotropin-releasing hormone receptor. Gene Ontology annotation, cellular component: membrane. NCBI's taxonomy places the organism in Eukaryota, Metazoa, Chordata, Chondrichthyes, Orectolobiformes, Hemiscylliidae. Gene Ontology annotation, molecular function: thyrotropin-releasing hormone receptor activity. The record is from RefSeq and is a predicted model, not a curated record. Gene Ontology annotation, biological process: phospholipase C-activating G protein-coupled receptor signaling pathway.
AAGGUUAAGAGGAAGGCUGAUUGCAGUUAUGUGACUGUGUGGACUAAUUUGUGGAGCAGGAGGUGCUGGAGUGUGGCCAGGCCAGAGGUGGACAGUUGCUGAUUCUGCUCAACAGCAGCACCAUCCCAGGGACGCAGAGAGACGCAGCUUUAACUGGCCAUGGAGAACCUGAGUUCCCACUAUGAGGAGCAGCUAAACGAGAGCUUUGGCAACGGGACAGAGCAGAGUCGCGAGUACCAAGUGGCGAGCGUGGCUCUCAUCCUGCUGGUGUGUGGAGUUGGGAUUGUGGGAAAUGUACUGGUGGUCUUUGUGGUCCUCAGCACAAAGCACAUGAGAACCCCAACGAACUGUUACCUGGUGAGCCUGGCGGUAGCUGACCUGGUGGUACUGAUAGCUGCUGGUCUCCCCAACAUCACCAACACCAUCUACGGAUCAUGGGUCUACGGUUACACCGGCUGCCUGACAAUCACGUACAUGCAAUAUCUGGGCGUUAAUGUGUCUUCCUGCUCAAUAACUGCAUUCACUAUCGAGAGGUACAUCGCUAUCUGCCACCCUAUGAAAGCCCAGUUUAUCUGCACUACAUCCAGAGCUAAAAAGAUUAUCCUGUUAGUGUGGACUUUCACUUCCCUCUAUUGCAUGAUGUGGCUUUUCCUGUUAGAUAUUAAACACACCAGCUACAAGGGUAUGACAGUGGUGGUUUGUGACUAUAAAGUCUCCCGAAAAUUUUACCUGCCCAUUUAUUUUCUUGAUUUCUUUCUGUUCUACAUUGCUCCCCUGGUCCUGGCCACUGUCCUAUACUGGAUGAUCAGCAGGAUUUUGUUUCUGAAUCCCAUCCACACUGAUCCAACAGAAAGCAACAAACACCAGAGGGGCGGAUCCAUUGGCCACCAACAAACAAGUGACACCUUUACGCCCAACAGCACAGCCACUUCCAGGAAACAGGUGACCAGGAUGUUGGCUGUGGUGGUCAUUCUCUUUGCUCUGUUGUGGAUGCCUUACAGGACUCUUGUGGUCAUCAACUCUUUUCUCAGCCAGCCCUUCACCAAUCCCUGGAUUCUGCUGUUCUGUCGAGUCUGUAUCUACCUGAACAGUGCUGUCAACCCCAUUAUUUACAAUCUGAUGUCUCAGAAGUUCCAGGCAGCCUUCAGGAAGCUGUACACGUGUAAGGCGAAACUGUCAGAAAAACAAGCCAGUUAUGAUGUGGCUCUCAAUAACAGCCUUAAGGAGCCUUCGAAUGGAAGUCCUGACCACUUCAACACAGAACUAGAAGACAUCACAGAUCAGUUUCUGCCCUACAGGAACAUCUCCUCUGUUGCAUCACCAAAGGUGGUGUUCAGUCAAGCCUGA